AAGACUUUGCAAAGGAGUCAAUCGCAUAUCGCUCUUUGCUCACAGAAACGCCGGGAAGCGUCCUGACCAUGGCAAUCUUGAAUCAUUUGACGACAACCUGCUGGAAGAGUUUUCAAAGCGACCGGCUAAAUAAGCAGCUGCUUUACGCUUUACGCGCCUUACACAAGUCAGCAGCCAGCGAGGCUUUGGGGAUCUCCACCACUGGAGAGGAGCCCAUACCUGAUAGAUUGAUUGCACCGGCAGAUGUGGGCGAGAAAACCAGAGUCAAGAACCUGAAGGACAUGCCGGGACCCAGCACGCUGUCCAAUCUGGUCGAGUUCUUCUGGAGAGACGGCUUUAGCAGAAUCCAUGAAAUUCAGAUGGAGCACAGGAAGAAGUAUGGGAAAAUUUUCAAGUCUCGUUUUGGGCCCCAACUGGUGGUCUCGGUUGCGGACCGUGAACUGGUGGCUCAGGUGCUGAGGGCCGAGGGUGUGGCCCCUCAGAGAGCUAACAUGGAGUCCUGGAAGGAGUAUAGAGACCUGAGAGGACGCUCCACUGGCCUCAUCUCAGCUGAGGGCGAGGACUGGCUGAAGAUGCGCAGCGUGCUCAGACAACUCAUCAUGCGCCCUCGAGAUGUAGCAUUCUUCUCUGAUGACGUGAACAAAGUGGUGGAUGAUCUGAUCAGGAGAGUCUCAUGUUUGCGCACCGAGCAGUCUGAUGGAGCGACUGUACUUAAUGUGAAUGACCUCUUCUUCAAAUAUGCAAUGGAAGCUGUGGCUGCUAUCCUGUACGAGCGCAGGCUAGGAUGUUUGGAAAAUGACAUUCCCCAGGAAACCCAAGACUACAUCACUGCACUGAACCUGAUGUUCAGCUCCUUCAAGACGACAAUGUAUGCCGGAGCGAUCCCCAAGUGGCUCCGGCCCAUCCUCCCCAAACCAUGGGAGGAGUUCUGUCACUCCUGGGAUGGCCUCUUCAAAUUCAGCCUUAUACACGUUGAUAAGAGGUUCGCAGAGAUCAAGGGCCAGCUGCAGCGGGGAGAGGAGGUGAAGGCAGGACUGCUCACACACAUGCUCAUUACGAAGGAGAUGAACCUGGAGGAGAUCUAUGCCAACCUAACGGAGAUGCUGCUGGCUGGUGUCGACACGACAUCUUUCACUUUGUCAUGGGCUAGCUACCUGUUAGCACGACACCCUCAUGUACAGCAACAAAUCUAUACAGAAGUUACAAGGACUUUGGGACCUGGAACCGUCGCCACAGCUGACGAUGUCCCUCGUCUGCCUCUCAUCAGAGGUCUGGUCAAAGAGACUCUCAGGCUUUUUCCAGUUCUCCCAGGCAACGGGCGGAUUACCCAGGAUGACUUGGUGGUCGGCGAAUACUUCAUCCCCAAAGGGACUCAGCUGGCCCUGUGUCACUACUCCACGUCUUUGGAUGAGGAGAACUUUGCGGAUUCUUUAGACUUCCGGCCGAGUCGUUGGAUACGGAAAGAUACCACAGAUCGUGUCGACAACUUUGGCUCGAUUCCCUUUGGCUAUGGUGUCAGGAGCUGCAUUGGCAGGAGAAUAGCAGAGCUGGAAUUGCAUCUAGCUCUCACAAGGCUCAUUCAAAAGUUCCACAUCAGCAUGUCUCCGCUCACCGCUGAUGUCAAAGCCAAAACCCACGGCCUGCUCUGCCCUGCUGCCCCCAUCCACCUGCAGUUCACCGACAGGGAAAACUAGACUCUUCUCUGCAAGGUCUAAUGUACUGGAUGUUUUUAAAGUGCUGAUUCAUUAUCGGAGAUAUUUUAAAUGCACUGCUUUUAGUUACACUUUCCACUGUUUUGUUUUAGAUACUGAGCUGAGACUGAGGUUUUACUCAGGCAAGAGAUGUGUCUUACCUGUUCGUUAGUGACAAGGACACACAAAUACUGUAUAAAUAAUGCAAGCUGUAAAAACUAUUUUAUGUACAUUAUUUGAACUUAGUGAAAACCACUGCAGUUUUUUUUUUUUUUUUUUUUAAACUGUUACAACUUUCAUCCACCCUGUUCAGAAUAGUGAGUGGAAAAAUGGUCUAAUCUGCGUACUCUAACUGUCUUCUUUUAUAUUAUUGUGCAUGCAUGUAUGUUAUAAUGUGUGCACACACAAAUAUAUAUUCACACUGUUUCCUCUGAGUCCGAGAAAACUCAAUUCACUGAGAAUAUCAACGGGCAGCUGUGAAUGUACUGACUAUGAGCUGUCUUUUGCAGAGCUGUAUAUAACGAGCUUUAUUCCAUGAUUAUGAUGUUUGUGUUGAAAACCAAAAUACUUCAACAGGUUGCUUUGUUUCUGGCUGAUGAAGAACAUUCAUUCACUGAAGAGGCAUUACAUGAUUUUAAUCCAUGUACUGUAUAUCAUGAAACAAUAAAAACAGUUAACUGAGAGAAAACACUAUUUUUUUUUUUAAUGUAAACCUAUAUAUUUGUAGGAAAAUUGUCUUUCAUGUUAGCUUUUAGCUUUUUAAAGUAAACCAUAUUUUGAUUAUCACGUGAGUUAGAACUAAUGAAUUAACCAUUAUAAACUAAGUAAAUCAAAAAGUAAAACUGUUCAACUAAUGAAAUUUGUAUCUGUUUCACGCAAGGUCAUCAAGGGUUUUUGGUUUAUGUGCUGUUUGUGUGAAAGUAUUUUACCAGCAUUAUUAGUGACAUUGUUUUUUUUAAGAGGGAAAAAGUACGUUAUUAAACAGUUUGUUAUAAAGAGAAGUGACGAGUUGCUGGUUUGUGUCAAUUUGAAGGAUCAAACAGAUUUGAAAGAAGGAAAAAUGGAAACACUGUUAUAAAUUCUUGUAUUUAUCUACUCUUUUGUCUCUACGUUUGUAGAACUGUAGUUCCAGUAAAACUGGAAAGCAAUAAAAAAAGAAGUUAAUUACUUUAAAAA
Molecule: messenger RNA, 2867 nt
Organism: Stegastes partitus (bicolor damselfish)
Lineage: Eukaryota; Metazoa; Chordata; Actinopteri; Pomacentridae
Gene: cyp27c1
Product: cytochrome P450, family 27, subfamily C, polypeptide 1
Exons: 9
Coding region: 69-1694 (541 amino acids)
Biological process (GO): cholesterol metabolic process; glucocorticoid biosynthetic process; C21-steroid hormone biosynthetic process
Cellular component (GO): mitochondrial inner membrane
Molecular function (GO): heme binding; monooxygenase activity; oxidoreductase activity, acting on paired donors, with incorporation or reduction of molecular oxygen
Source: RefSeq, a predicted model, not a curated record